AUGAUACCCCCUAUACGUAUACCAUCCAGCACAGCGUCUACAACAAGAUUCACAUGUUCAAGAUCUAGACAAUUCGCCUCUUCACAAAUACCAACACCGAAAUCACAACCUCGAUCGAGGGGUUCGAAAUGGGCUAAAAGAGGUGCAGUAGUUGGAGUGGUCGUAUCUGGACUAUGGGUGUAUGAUCAUCAGUUUAAUGCUAGCGCAGUGACGAGGAGUCUGAGGACAGCUUACAUAGGGUUGUUAUGUACUUUGGAUUAUAAAAUCAAUUUCUCACCUUCGAAAGCCGAUCAGAUAGAAGCUCUUCACGAGAGGGUAGCGAACAGAUUGAAAUGGGUUAUAGAUACGAACCAAGGAUUAUACCUCAAACUCGGUCAGGCAUUAGGAUUACAAGCUGCCUUACUUCCUAAACCAUACAGGGAAGCGUUCGGACAUGUAUUCGAUAGAGCUCCAGCGGUACCCUACGAUGAAGUCAUCGGUGUAUUUCAAAAGGACCUUUCGUUGAACCCUUUGGAUGUAUUUGAAACCUUCUCUGAGGAGCCUUUGGCAUCAGCUUCGAUCGCCCAAGUGCAUAAAGCCACUCUUAAGCCUAGAUUAGGUGGGGAAGGCAAAGAGGGAAGGGUAGUAGCUGUCAAAGUGCAGAAGCCAGCUAUCGAGAAACAGAUGGAGUGGGAUUUGUUCAGUUAUAGAUCUCUGAUGUGGAUGUGCGAAAAAUUGUUUGAUAUGCCUAGUAACGCAAAAUACGUAUCGUCUCAAAUGCGACUCGAGACGUCAUUCACCAACGAAGCGAAUAAUGCUCGACGGUGUGCCGAAUUACUGGCUCAGACACCUGAACUCAAAGAUGAUGUCUAUGUACCUAGGGUAUAUGGAGAAGCGGAAGGUUGUAAGGAGAGUGAUAGGAUCAUGGUAAUGGAGUGGGUAGAUGGUUGUAGAUUGAAUGACAAGAAACAGCUGGAGAAAUGGAAUUUGGAUCUACGCGAAACGAUGGAUUUGGCCAUAUCUACAAUGUCAGCCAUGACCUUCUCUUGGGGUUUCAUACAUUGUGAUCCUCAUCCUGGAAAUAUCCUUGUCAGACCUCACCCGACGAAGAAGGGUAAACCGCAGAUUAUACUUAUAGAUCAUGGAUUAUACAUAUCGUUACCUAGAGAAUUUAGAGAAGAUUAUUGUACAUUAUGGAGAUCGUUAUUUGUGUUAGAUGUGCCGAAGAUAGAGAAUAUAGCGAGAAAAUGGGGUAUAGCGUUGGAUGCUAAUAUGUUCGCAUCUGCCAUUCUCCUCCGACCCUUCCAAGUGAACAAGCAUAAAAACAAGAAACAAGAAAAGAUCCCGGAGAAAAGUCAGUACGAGCAGCAGGUGGAGUUGAAAGCCAGGAUGAAGAAGAUGUUGGAGAAUGAACAGUUGAUACCGAGGGAGUUGAUCUUCUUGACAAGAUGUCAGAGGAUGAUGCAAGCGAACAACCAGUUGUUGGGUUCUCCAUCUUCAAGAGUCAAUCUAGCUGCAAGAUGGGCAUCGAUAGGCUACACCAACUCUUUGACUGGAUCCAGAUCCCUAAAUUCAGUGGGACUAUCGACAUGGUUGAAAGAUAGAUUAGAUGCAUUUGUAUUCAGACUUACAUUGUCCAUUGUCGAUCUGGUAUUCUGGUUUACAUUGCAGAAACAACGGUUCUUACCGAAAGAGAAAGGUGGAUGGGAAGAUAAAUUGCAGAAGCAAUUCGAAGCUAUGGCGAAAGAGGAAUUUGGUAUCGAAAUUGAUGAUACGGUGUUUUUAGGAUAG
Kwoniella mangroviensis CBS 8507 is the source of this 1770-nucleotide messenger RNA. RefSeq lists its product as uncharacterized. Lineage: Eukaryota; Fungi; Basidiomycota; Tremellomycetes; Tremellales; Cryptococcaceae. The record is from RefSeq and is a predicted model, not a curated record. Bases 1 to 1770 code for a protein of 589 amino acids. Gene Ontology annotation, molecular function: protein kinase activity; ATP binding. The transcript has 14 exons. Gene Ontology annotation, biological process: protein phosphorylation.